This is a messenger RNA of Fusarium tjaetaba, 2316 nucleotides long. RefSeq lists its product as uncharacterized. Bases 1 to 2316 code for a protein of 771 amino acids. The transcript has 4 exons. The record is from RefSeq and is a predicted model, not a curated record. NCBI's taxonomy places the organism in Eukaryota, Fungi, Ascomycota, Sordariomycetes, Hypocreales, Nectriaceae.
AUGCUUCCGACGCCGCUGCAGGGCACGUACCAGCAGUACAAGGCAGACACCGACUCAGUCGCAGCAUGGCUCGCUUCGACUGCAAAAGCCUGCGGUUACCCAGCUGAUCUACUCACCUCCACCGCAGCAAAACAAUCUCAACCCAAGGGCGGAGGUCCUCCAGUUGAACCAGCUCGACCCAAGUACAUUAUUGCAAUCAAGGACUUUAUUCUCUUGGCAGAGUACAUCUUUGCCUCUACCAAACCACUCAUCUCAGUACCCAAGUCGCUCGCCGAGACAAUUGAUCGCGUUAUCUACAUGCGCUCCAGAUUCGGAGCCCAAUUGGAAGAACACGGAGCAGAGAUAAACGACAAGUCUGACACAACUCAUAACUACUUCAUCGGCGUCCUCGAGAGUGUCAGAAGAAUUCUUCGCCCACGAAUGCCCACCGACACACCAUCAUAUGACUCAAUCGAAGAUCUAACCAAUCGCUUCAGCGGUCUCAACGUCUACGAGCCCUCACAAGAAUUCCUCGAUGCUCCAGAUAUCGUCCGUCCUCAAAAGACCCAAGACGAUGAGAAUCUCUACGAAGCUGAACCGCAAAACACCCUUGAAGAUGCUAUGAUAGCCUAUGCUGUUAUGCUCGAUGAUCUCACGCAUAUCAGAUCCAACAUCAAGUCUAUUUGGGCGAACUACAAAGAUGGCUUUCAUGACCUCGCUACAGCGGCUCGUGUCACAAACACGGGCAUCGACCUUGCACGGAAUCUCGUGGAGCCUAUUCUUCCCAUCUUUGAACCGCACGGUGGCGCUUGCGCUGUUUCGAAAAAGUUCUCUAUUGUGUUUGCUAUGAUGAAGGGCUUUUCUAUAACUCAGGUCAAGGCUUGGGGUCCCAAGGGCGGGAAUGAGAAGAUCGAUCGAUCACGGAAGAACGGGCAUCAGAAGUUCAACGAGGAUCAGAUCAUUCUCUCUGAAUACUUCACCGAAGCAGUGACUCUCGCCAGAGCUGUGCAGAAUUAUCCAGUUGAAGAUGAAUUCAUCCGAGGAAUCCGGGAGCUCGACAAGACUGACAAGACUCCCUUCUACUUGGUCUUUGCUACUCAAAUCCUUCUCGAUGUCCACCAUAUCCUCCGAGCUCAUACAGCUUCAGUCUUUGAGACGCUCAGCUCUCACACGAGUGCCAUGCGCAAUGAUCUGAAUCAGCAUAUGAAACAUCAUCAGAACCUCAAGAGCGAAACGUGGCCUGCGUCGAGCGAGCGUGCGCUCAAGGAACUGGAACAGUCUAUCGGCUGGAUUGGUAAAGACCCCGUCUUUCUCGCCAAGAAGAGAGUUGGCCAGAAAGUAGGCGCAGAAGUCACGCAUGACCAGAUGUACCGCAUUCAUUUCUUAUCGUCUAUCCUAAGCGGACUGCUCCUCUUUCACUACCGCGCUGGGAUGCAUGAAGUUGGUAUUGCAGUAUUGAACGCAUGGGGAUCUGUUACCUAUCCCGCACAUCUAUACAAUGCGCUCCAGCAGGAGGGACUACUCAUCAAUGGAUGGCAAGACAUGGAUGUAGUCCGGAGCUUACUCGGUGAUUCCAACUUCUUUGUUGGAAGUCCACCCGAGAACAAGGAUGAGUAUUUCAACAGAUUUCUCCUCCAGAUGGGAUAUUCUGCAUCAGCUAUCACAACUCACAAGGGUCGUCUUCUGCGACAGCCUAAGCGACAUCAGGACCUGGCUUCUAGGUCUGGUCCUCGCGGUAUAGAAGAUGGUGUCCCUGUGUCGCGUAUGUUCUUUGACAGAUAUCUACACAAGUCUGGACAAGUCAAUCUGACACCCGAUAAUGUUGACGCCAUCAUUUCUCGAAGUAAUUAUCUUGAAGACAAUUCCGAAGAUGAACUCGCCUUCGUGAAAGCAGAGGGUGCACAAGACGCUAAAAAACAGAAACAAAAACAGAAGAAAAAAGCAACAGACGGCGGUAGACUCAAAGCAGGCUCCCUUCUCCAACCCCUCGCUAUGGCCCUCACCGCCGAAAUGUUUGAGUUUUCCUUCCUCUAUCUCGUUCUACACCGGUGGUCAUGGAAGUUCCUUCGCCAGAUCAAGAGUGUCUGCGAUCCCGUGCUUCGAAAGCUGUACGGGCCGACGUAUCUAGAUCAGGAGAAACAGCUCCCGUUUAGAGUGGGAUACAUACUCAUGACGUUUGCGGAGGAUCCAGAUGGUGAUGGGAAGGAACUCAUGAGGAUUGCGGCGGGGGAGUUUAAUGGCUGGAGGUUGAGGUUUGGUCUCACUGCUGGUAUGGGUGCUCUUGUUCGAGUCUCUGCGCGUGCUCGAGGUAGCAAUGCCACUUCAUCUUCAUUCUGA